Messenger RNA from Bombus terrestris (buff-tailed bumblebee), 3158 nucleotides. Its product is annotated as eukaryotic translation initiation factor 5B. The transcript is spliced from 2 exons. NCBI's taxonomy places the organism in Eukaryota, Metazoa, Arthropoda, Insecta, Hymenoptera, Apidae. The record is from RefSeq and is a predicted model, not a curated record. Bases 203 to 1879 code for a protein of 558 amino acids.
CUGUAGACCGUGGACUAUAACGGAAAUUUAUAUUUUUGACGAUAUAAUUUAGAAAGUAGAACCUUGACGGAAAAUUGGUGUCACUUAGCAAGUUAUAGAAAUCGCUUUUCUUCGAAGACGAACCCACUUGUUACUCAACCAGAUACGAUAAAUACAUGCAACGUUAUCGCAUAAUAUGUAAAGCGUAUGUUAUAAGUUAACUAUGUGUAAAAUGUUCAGGUACAAGAGCAACGACCAUGUAAACGAAGAUUCUGCGAGAUUUAUCGAUCAGGAAGAAAGAUCUAACUUGUACGAUGACUUCGAAUCGAAAGACGUGGUGAAAAGAGGAAUUUCCGGCUCUGAGGACUACGAAGAGAUGGACGACGACGCUCUGGCAGCUGCAGAGGACACUGCAGCCUUAGAAGACAAUGCGUUGGACGAAGAAACUGAUAAAAGAAAGGUGCACGGUGACGUUCGAGUGAAGAGGGACCACGAAAAUUCGAAAGAAACGGACAACGCCGAAGUUGCUGGGAAAGCAGACAAUCCUGCAACGUCUAGCGACCUGUCCAGCGAUCAAAAAACCGCAGAGACGUCCUUAAAGCGAGACGCCGCUACUGACAAGGAUAGCAAGGUAGCCGAGGCUCGAGUAACUAAAGCUGACAAGGAUUCCAACGAUCAAUCGAAAAGGAACGUAGUUGACAAGAACGAGAACGAAGCGUCCAAGAUCAAUUGCGAUCGCGAAACGAAUAAUUCGAAGCAGCCACCGACGUCAAACGACCAAAAACCAACGAUCGAAAGCAGCGAAACUGCGAAAAUCCUGGCGCAAGGAAGCGAAGAGGCUACGGGAGACGCGAAAACGCGGGAAAUUAAUUUGUCCAGUAACAACAAGGCAGCCAACGACUUGGUCGGUGAUGCUCCUGGCAUUAAAGAAACCUCGAAAGCUGAGGAGUCGAAAAUUGCCGACGUAGCCAGCAGUGCAGACGCGGCGAAAGUGGAAGUUGUGGCGAACGCGGUGGAAACAUCGGCUGCGGAUGAUUCUGAGAAAUUAGCGAAUUCAAAGAACGAAGCCGAGACUGCGGAGCAGAUAGACGAAGACUAUCAGAAACGGGUGGAGGAGCAGAUCCAGCGAAAGAUCGAUUCGAUCAAAGAGCAGAUUAAACGAGAGAUCGAGGAGAACCAGCGCCUUAAGGAGAUCGAGGAGAAUAACGCGAGAUUCGACGAAUUGCGCGAGUUGGAAGAAGACGAGGAAGAACAGGCUCCGGAGGCUGCACUGACUGGAGAUGACGCUCCUAAGAGAUCUGUCGCGGAUAGAAAUUCUGGCAAGUCUCGGAUUCGUGAUAACGUGGAGAAGAUAAAGAGGAAAAAGAGACACGACGGCGGUCAGGAAAAGACGCGAGACGCUAGUGACUCGAGUUCGAAUAAAAAAUCUUGGCCGAGAACGGUGAAGAAGCGAUCGAUAAUGCAGUCGGAAACGAUACCAAAGAAACACGCGCGACAGGCGUUUUUGACGAGAACCGAUCGGAAGAAGAAGAGAAAAAGAAGAUCUAAAAAUUCUAUGUUGAUCCCGGAGCAACGUAACGUCAAGCUGGAGGGAAGUCUACCGGCUGAUUACACGUUGGACUCGAACUUACGAGGGGCACUUGCUGAUGCAAAGGUGAAAGAAGGGAAUUCGAGCGUGUCGAAGAUGACGGAAGACGAAAAGGCAGUAGCAGAACAGGGUUCUUUGUUAGAGAAAAGAUCCGAUUCCGUGGCGUCGCUAACGGGUAGUAACGAAGAGAUGGGGCCACUGGCGACGGAAUACGGCGAAGCUUUCGGCGGCUUGAAUGGAGAUCCAGGGAUGGCGUUAGCAAGAUUUAAAAGGAUCAAACGAGUCCUCAGACCUCCAACUUCGAAGACCUAGCGCUAGAUUAAAAAAGGAUACGAAAUUUCACGCCAAUUCGAUCGACGUCGCGUGCAGCGAUGUUAAUCGAAAGAUAUUCGAUGGAAAACAAUAUUAGCAAACGAUAGGUACAUUAAUUAGCUGUAGAGGUUCGUUUAUAGAGUACGCGCAAGUCUAUUUAAGACUUGUCAAGAGCAGAGAAAUUUAGUAAGAAGACUAAGUAUUAAUGGUUGAUAUAGAAACAUUGGUUUUGGUAGUCGGUGCAUAUAAUCAGUCGUUGAUACAGUUUGGUAUUUCGAAUACCUUGGAAUACAAUGCGUUUCUAAUAUUCUUCUCGUACCGUAUCAUAUCAUUUUUUAAAACGGAAGUCACGUCGUGUGACGUACGUUUCGCGUAAUCCUCGACCGAUGAACAAAGUACACGCCCUGUUGCACCUUUGAUCCGACUAAGUAGAACGAGUCGAUGCUGUUCAGACUUCCAUGCGUAAUUCUAUUAAAUAAUAAAGAAAAGCACUUUGAGACGAGCAACGCGCAUCGUAGACGAAAUGUAGCAAUAAAAAUCAAAAUUAGUAUAUCGGAAUUUUAUUGAGAAAAAAGAUAUAUAUGUUUCAAUUACCUGGACGAUCCACGUGGUUGGAUGGCGGCACUAAAGGAAAAGAGAGAAAGAAAGACAGGUGCCUAGGCAAAUACACAGAUAAACAUUCGUAAGACGUUCAAGAUUUAAUAACAAAGAUACGAUUAAACACGAAGAAGACACAUAGAUCGUUAACCCUCUUUUUGUGCGCUUACAUUACGGGGGAGACUUUUUGACUUUUAAACUUUCGGCAAGCGAGUACCGACGUCUCCUACUUGUACCAUCCAUCUCUCCUUAUCACCGUUCUACUUUACAACAAUAUGAAACAAUUAUUUACACAUCGACGGGCAGAAGGACCACGGUGUCGUGUGAGAAAUCUUUCAAUGCGUUUUAUUCUUUUUUCCCUUUUUUUCUGCUUUCUUUUCUUUUUACUUCGUUUCGUUUCGUACGUGCAUCGCGCCGACGUCCGCCGUCUUCAAAAUGCGCAGAGUUUUCUUUCAGCUAGCAACUCGAAAACGUACUGGAAAGUAUCAUCGAGAUCGAAAUUUCACUACGAAUGUUUCUCACUCGCGAGAAGUUCGAUCUCGAUUCGCUCGUUUCGCGUUCUUGGCCGCGUUCGCUCGAUCGAUCGCGAUUAAAUUCACGCGAAUGCUUUUUUGAUAUUUUGGUCUCGUAUUUCGCAGAGAAAUCACUACUGUAGGCUCUGCGAGCUGUUGGAAAAUAGACU